AUGGCACCCAAGAAGAACGCCGCUGCUCCUGCUCCCUCGAUAGUCCCUCCUUCGACUGCCAAACCUUCUCACGGACAGACCUCUGCUUCCUCUCAGCCGACUAAGCCUAUUGCUGCUUCCACAAAGCCCACAUCUACCAAGUCUACCGUCCGCAACUCGACAGAUGCUCAAGAGAUCGCUUUGGCCGUAUGGGACCGCUAUGUCCAGGACACUCCCCAACGCGUCAAGCUGAUUGACGUCUUCAUGACCUUCCUCAUCUUCGUCGGCGUUCUCCAAUUCCUCUACUGUGUCAUUGGUGGAAACUACCCCUUCAAUGCUUUCCUCUCCGGCUUCGCUGCUACCGUCGGCCAGUUUGUCCUUACUGCCAGCUUGAGAAUCCAGACCAACCCUCAGAACAAGGCCGACUUUGGCUCCAUAUCACACGAAAGAGCUUUUGCGGACUAUGUCUUCGGCAGUCUGAUUCUGCAUUUCUUCUGCGUCAACUUCAUCAACUGA
Molecule: messenger RNA, 495 nt
Organism: Aureobasidium melanogenum CBS 110374
Lineage: Eukaryota; Fungi; Ascomycota; Dothideomycetes; Dothideales; Saccotheciaceae
Product: defender against death DAD protein
Exons: 3
Coding region: 1-495 (164 amino acids)
Biological process (GO): protein N-linked glycosylation
Cellular component (GO): membrane; oligosaccharyltransferase complex
Source: RefSeq, a predicted model, not a curated record